UGAUGUUGUGCUCCUGCCCAAAAUCCACUCCAUGCUUUGCUUCCUGCCAUGCUUCCCAACUUUGCUCAAAGUCGCCAGACUCCGAGCAAGUGGAGGGACCGCUGGACAGACUGAGGACUGAGUGGGGAAUCAGCCAAGGACCCACACAGGCAGAGAUGGAGCGGGCCUCAGGGGAACGAGGGAGGGACCUGAGGGGACAGCCUGGGCCCUGGGAGCUUCGACUUGGCCUGCUGCUGAGUGUGCUGGCCACCGCCCUGGCCCAGGCCCUGGCCCCGGAUGUACCAGGCUGUUUGCGAGGAAGCUGCUACCCUGCCACGGGUGACCUGCUGGUGGGCCGCGCCGACAGACUGACCGCCUCAUCCACCUGCGGCUUGCACGGCCCCCAGCCCUACUGCAUCGUCAGUCACCUGCAGGACGAGAAGAAGUGCUUCCUGUGUGACUCCCGGCGCCCCUUCUCUGCUAAACACAACCCAAACAGCCAUCGCAUCCAGAAUGUAGUUACCAGCUUUGCACCACAGCGCCGGGCAGCCUGGUGGCAGUCAGAGAAUGGUGUCCCCGUGGUCACCAUCCAGCUGGACUUGGAGGCUGAGUUCCAUUUCACACACCUCAUUAUGACCUUCAAGACAUUUCGCCCUGCUGCCAUGCUGGUGGAGCGCUCAGCAGACUUUGGACGCACCUGGCAUGUGUACCGAUAUUUCUCCUAUGACUGUGGGGCUGACUUCCCAGGAGUUCCACUGGCCCCUCCACGGCACUGGGAUGACGUAGUCUGUGAGUCCCGCUAUUCAGAGAUCGAGCCAUCCACUGAAGGAGAGGUCAUCUAUCGUGUUCUGGACCCUUCCAUCCCUAUCCCAGACCCCUAUAGCCCACGGAUCCAGAACCUGCUAAAGAUCACCAACCUACGGGUGAACCUGACACGGCUACACACGCUGGGGGACAACCUACUUGACCCACGGCGGGAGAUCCGAGAGAAGUACUAUUAUGCCCUCUACGAGCUGGUUGUGCGUGGCAAUUGCUUCUGCUAUGGACAUGCCUCACAGUGUGCACCCGCCCCAGGGGCACCAGCCCAUGCUGAAGGCAUGGUUCAUGGGGCCUGUGUCUGCAAACACAACACCCGUGGCCUUAACUGUGAGCAGUGUCAGAAUUUCUAUCAUGAUCUGCCCUGGCAUCCGGCUGAGGACGGCCACAGUCAUGCCUGCAGGAAGUGCGAAUGCCAUGGGCAUGCCCACAGCUGCCACUUUGACAUGGCUAUAUACUUGGCGUCUGGCAAUGUGAGCGGAGGUGUGUGUGAUGGAUGUCAGCACAACACAGCCGGGCACCACUGUGAGCUCUGCCGGCCCUUCUUCUACCGUGACCCAACCAAGGACCUGCGGGACCCAGCCGUGUGCCGCCCCUGUGAUUGUGACCCCAUGGGUUCCCAAGAUGGUGGCCGCUGUGACCCCCAUGAUGAUCCUGCACUGGGGCUGGUCUCGGGCCAGUGUCGCUGCAAAGAGCAUGUGGUGGGCUCUCGCUGCCAGCAAUGCCGUGACGGCUUCUUCGGGCUCAGUGCCAGUGAUCCUCUAGGCUGCCAGCGAUGUCAGUGUGAUACACGAGGCACAGUGCCUGGGGGCACCCCUUGUGACCGCAGCAGUGGAGCCUGUUUCUGCAAGCGUCUAGUGACUGGACAUAGCUGCAGCCGCUGCCUGCCUGGCCACUGGGGCCUGAGCCAUGACCUGCUUGGCUGCCGUCCGUGUGACUGCGACGUGGGUGGUGCCUUGGAUCCCCAGUGCAACGAGGCCACAGGUCAGUGCCGCUGCCGCCAGCACAUGGUGGGGCGCCGCUGUGAGCAGGUGCAGCCUGGUUACUUCCGGCCAUUUCUUGACCACCUAACUUGGGAGGCUGAGGAAGCCCGAGGGCAGGGGCUUGAUGUGGUGGAGCGCCUGGCCACCCCCGGGGGGACUCCGUCCUGGACCGGCCCAGGCUUUGUUAGACUGCGGGAAGGUCAGUCACUGGAGUUCCUGGUGUCCUCUGUACCAAGAGCCAUGGACUAUGACCUGCUGCUGCGCUUGGAACCCCAGGUGCCGGAGCAAUGGGCAGAGGUGGAACUGACAGUGCAGCGCCCAGGACCUGUAUCUGCCCGCAGCCCAUGUGGGCAUGUGCUGCCCAAGGAUGACCACAUCCCAGGGACUCUGCGACCAGGCGCUAGGUACAUGGUGCUUCCCAGACCUGUGUGCCUUGAGCCUGGCAUCUCCUACAAGCUGCAUCUGAAGCUGGUGCGAACAGGAGGAAGUGCCCAGCCUGAGGCCCCCUAUUCUGGACCCAGCCUACUCAUUGACUCGCUGGUGCUGCUGCCCCGUGUCCUGGUGCUGGAGAUGUUCAGUGGAGGUGAUGCUGCGGCUCUGGAGCGCCGUGCCACCUUUGAACGCUACCGCUGCCACGAGGAGGGCCUGAUGCCUAGCAAGACCCUUCCCUCUGAGGCCUGUGCCCCCCUCCUCAUCAGCCUGUCCACCUUUCUCUACAACGGAGCCCUGCCCUGUCAGUGUGACCCCCAGGGCUCACUGAGUUCUGAGUGCAACCCCCAUGGUGGUCAGUGCCUGUGCAAACCUGCAGUAGUUGGGCGCCGCUGUGACCUCUGUGCCCCUGGCUACUAUGGUUUUGGCCCCACAGGCUGUCAAGCCUGCCAGUGCAGCCCCGAGGGGGCACUCAGUGGCCUAUGUGAUGCGACCAGUGGGCAAUGCCCCUGCCGAACUGGUGCCUUUGGGCUUCGUUGUGACCGCUGCCAGCGUGGCCAGUGGGGGUUCCCUAGCUGCCAGCCGUGUGUCUGCAACGGGCAUGCAGACGAAUGUGACACCCACACAGGCGCCUGCCUGGGCUGCCGUGAUCACACAGGGGGUGAGCACUGUGAAAGGUGCAUUGCUGGCUUCCACGGGGAUCCACGACUGCCGUAUGGGGGCCAGUGCCGGCCCUGUCCCUGCCCCGAAGGCCCUGGGAGCCGGCGGCACUUUGCUACUUCUUGCCAUCGGGAUGGGUACUCCCAGCAGAUCAUGUGCCACUGUAGGGCAGGCUACACAGGGCUGCGAUGUGAAGCUUGUGCUCCUGGGCACUUUGGGGACCCAUCAAGGCCAGGAGGCUGGUGCCAACCAUGUGAAUGCAGUGGGAACAUUGACCCCACGGACCCUGAUGCCUGUGACCCCCACUCGGGGCAAUGCCUGCGCUGCUUACACCACACGGAGGGGCCACGCUGUGCCCACUGCAAGCCUGGCUUCCAUGGGCAGGCUGCCCGACAGAGCUGCCACCGCUGCACCUGCAACCUGCUGGGCACAGAUCCCCAGCAGUGCCCAUCCACUGACCGAUGCAACUGUGACCCAAGCAGUGGGCAGUGCCCGUGCCUCCCCAACGUCCAGGGCCCUAGCUGUGAUCGCUGUGCCUCCAACUUCUGGAAUCUUACCAGUGGUCGUGGCUGCCAGCCCUGUGCCUGCCACCCAAGCCGAGCCAGAGGCCCCACCUGCAAUGAGUUCACAGGACAGUGCCACUGCCGUCCUGGCUUUGGUGGGCGAACUUGUUCUGAAUGCCAGGAGCUCCACUGGGGAGACCCUGGGUUGCAGUGCCGUGCCUGUGAUUGUGACCCUCGUGGAAUAGACACACCUCAGUGUCACCGUUCCACAGGCCACUGCAGCUGCCGCCCAGGCGUGUCUGGCGUGCGCUGUGACCAGUGUGCCCGUGGCUUCUCUGGUGUCUUUCCUGCCUGCCACCCCUGCCAUGCAUGCUUUGGGGACUGGGACCGCGUGGUACAGGACCUGGCUUCCCGUACACGGCGCCUGGAACAGUGGGCACAGGAGCUGCAGCAGACCGGUGUGCUGGGUGCUUUUGAGAGCAGCUUCCAGCACAUGCAGGAGAAGCUGGCCACUGUGCAGGGCAUUGUGGGUGCCCGCAACACCUCAGCUGCCUCCACUGCGCAGCUCGUGGAAGCCACAGAGGAGCUGCGGCGUGAAAUCGGGGAGGCCACUGAGCACCUGACCCAGCUGGAGGCAGAGCUUACAGAUGUGCAGGAUGAGAACUUCAAUGCCAACCAUGCACUAAGCAGUCUAGAGAGAGACGGGCUUGCCCUUAACCUUACACUGCGGCAGCUUGACCAGCAUCUGGACCUGCUGAAGCAUUCAAACUUCCUGGGUGCCUACGACAGCAUCCGUCAUGCCCACAGCCUGUCAGCAGAGGCAGAACGUCGUGCCAACAUGUCGGCCCUGGCAGUGCCCAGCCCUGUGAGCAACUCAGCAGGCACCCGGCACCAGACAGAGGCACUGAUGGGUGCCCAGAGGGAGGACUUCAACCGCAAACACAUGGCCAACCAGCGGGCACUGGACGAGCUCUCUGCCCGUACCCACACCCUGAGUCUGACAGGCAUAAAUGAACUGGUGUGCGGGUCCCCGGGAGAUGCACCGUGUGCUACAAGCCCUUGCGGGGGUGCUGGCUGUCGGGAUGAAGAUGGGCAGCCCCGCUGUGGGGGCCUCAGCUGCAGUGGGGCAGCAGCCAUGGCGGACCUGGCUCUGGGUCGGGCCCGCCACACACAGGCAGAGCUGCAGCGGGCACUGGCUGAAGGUGGUGGCAUCCUCAGCCAGGUAGCUGAGACCCGUCGGCAGGCAGGCGAAGCACAGCAGCGGGCCCAGGCAGCCCUGGACAAGGCUAAUGCUUCCAGGGGACAGGCGGAACAGGCCAACCAGGAACUGCGGGAACUUAUCCAGAGUGUGAAGGACUUCCUCAGCCAGGAGGGGGCUGAUCCUGAUAGCAUUGAGAUGGUGGCCACACGGGUGCUAGAGCUCUCCAUCCCAGCAUCACCUGAGCAGAUCCAGCACCUGGCGGGUGAGAUUGCAGAGCGGGUCCGGAGCUUGGCAGAUGUGGACACCAUUCUGGCGCGUACUGUGGGAGACGUCCGUCAGGCAGAGCAGCUACUGAAGGAUGCACGGCGGGCACGGAACCGGGCUGAGGGUGAGAAACAGAAGGCAGAGACAGUACAGGAGGCACUGGAGGAGGCCCAGCGGGCACAAGGUGCUGCUCAGGGUGCAAUCCAGGGGGCAGUGGUUGACACACAGGACACAGAGCAGACCCUGCACCAGGUGCAGGAGAGGAUGGCAGGUGCAGAGCAGGCACUGAGAUCUGCAGGCGAGCGGGCUCAGCAAUUGGAUGGUCUCCUGGAAGCUCUUAAGUUGAAACGAGCAGGGAAUAGCCUGGCAGCUUCUAGCGCUGAAGAAACAGCAGGCAGUGCCCAGGGUCGUGCCAGGGAAGCUGAACAGCUGCUGCAGGGCCCACUAAGUGACCAGUACCAGACAGUGAGGGCCCUGGCUGAGCGCAAGGCCCAGGGUGUGCUGGCUGCGCAGGCACGGGCAGAGCAACUGCGGGAUGAGGCUCGGAGCUUGCUGCAAGCUGCUCAAGACAAGCUACAGCGGCUGCAAGAGCUGGAAGGCACUUAUGAGGAGAACGAGCGGGCGCUGGAGGGCAAAGCGGCUCAACUGGACGGGCUGGAGGCCAGGAUGCGCAGCGUGCUUCAGGCCAUCAACUUGCAGGUCCAGAUCUACAACACCUGCCAGUGACCCUUGUCUGAAGACUACCCCAGACCUGUCCCCAGUCUCUCCCUGCACGGAUUACUGCCUGUGCAUGGAACAGUCCCCAGCCUGGCAAGGCCCCCAAUAAACCGGUGUGAAUCCCUA
Messenger RNA from Vicugna pacos (alpaca), 5678 nucleotides. RefSeq names its product laminin subunit beta 2 (gene LAMB2). Gene Ontology annotation, biological process: tissue development; basement membrane assembly; cell migration. The record is from RefSeq and is a predicted model, not a curated record. Lineage: Eukaryota; Metazoa; Chordata; Mammalia; Artiodactyla; Camelidae. Gene Ontology annotation, cellular component: laminin trimer.